Molecule: messenger RNA, 963 nt
Organism: Mangifera indica (mango)
Lineage: Eukaryota; Viridiplantae; Streptophyta; Magnoliopsida; Sapindales; Anacardiaceae
Exons: 2
Coding region: 176-766 (196 amino acids)
Source: RefSeq, a predicted model, not a curated record
UUCAAUUUUUAUCAUAUUCAUCUUACUCUUUCUUAGAUAUUGGAGUGUUUGAUGAUUGAGAUAUACCAAUUACUGAAGGAAGCAGCUGGUUAAUUAUGAGAAAUUCAGUAAUUUCAUUGAUUAAUGAAUUGAGAAAUUAAGAUGCUCUUAAUUAUAUAUAGUUUUAUUGCUGUAUAUGUUAUAUGUAACCUUAAUCUCUGAAUCUGAAUCACAGGAUUUGAGGUCUCAAUCUGAAUUACAGGGUUGGAGGUCUGAAUCUAAAUCACAGGGUUUAAGGUCUGAAUCUGAAUUACAGGGUUUGAGGUGGUCUGAAUCUGAAUCACAGGGUUGGUGGUUUGAAUCUAAAUCACAGGGUUGGAGGUCUGAAUCUAAAUCACAGGGUUGGUGGCAUGUUUCUGUGUUUUUCCUUGUCAUGGAGGCAAUAUCAGUGGUGUUGGAUUUAUAUGGAAAAAGCAAAGAGAAUUUUCUUCUUGCUGCAUUUGUCUUGUCAGCCUUUGGUUUUAUUAUAACCAUGUAUGCUUUUAUCAGGAAAACAAGAACUACAGCAUAUAGACAAAAACCUGUGCAGGAACUUGCGUGGGUGGAGGUUGCCUUCUCUGUGCUCCAAUUAGUUACUUUGUUCAUUCAAUAUAUCCUAGCUGCUGCAAGAGUGAAGAACAGUUACAGCCCAUCGCUUUACCCGCUAGUCUUUGCCCUUCUUGUUGUUGUGUUUGCUUUCAAGAAGAAGCAAAUUUCGCAUAGCCAGGAGCGGGUACUUGAUCCAUAAAGGUAAGGCAAAUGUACUUCUACCUCAAAGGCCCCAUUAUAGUGAAGAUUCGUCGGACUUGCAAUAUUAUUAAGGUUAAAUAAACCGUCUUCCACUUUCCUUCUAAAAGAUUUACUUUUGAUAUUUUAAUUUUUGAUUAUUAUCUUAAUUAUUGACUUUCUUUGAAGAUUGAUGAGAUCGUAAUAUUUGUUGGUGCU